Messenger RNA from Rhagoletis pomonella (apple maggot), 3647 nucleotides. It is a transcript of the gene PRL-1, whose product is annotated as protein tyrosine phosphatase type IVA 1. Gene Ontology annotation, cellular component: nucleus. The record is from RefSeq and is a predicted model, not a curated record. Gene Ontology annotation, molecular function: protein tyrosine phosphatase activity. Bases 1971 to 2762 code for a protein of 263 amino acids. Gene Ontology annotation, biological process: protein dephosphorylation. Lineage: Eukaryota; Metazoa; Arthropoda; Insecta; Diptera; Tephritidae. The transcript has 7 exons.
AAAUUAAGAAAAUUUAGUACUUUGGGAAAAUUCGCAAGAGUUUGUUGGAACGCGUUUCUAAAUCCGUGGUUAUCAAACAGUAAUCAAAACCAGUGUUUGAUUUUAAAUAUUUAGAGUGAAAUUUUCAAGCGUUUCAAAGUGUUGUCCUGCGUUUUGACCAGAAUUUAUAUACGGCAAGUCAUUUGUUACUACGGUAUUUUAAUUUUUGCUCAAUUUUCUGCAUCACUGCGGUCCUGAAAAUUGAGGUUAUACACCCGUAUAGUCGAGCGCAGUGUCUCAGCGAUAGCAAAUUUUUGCAGUGACUAAUAAAGGCAUUUUGUUCAUGAAAGAAAGCGUUUUUAUGAACUGUGUUGAAAUUUGAACUCAUUUUUACAAAAAAAGCCGAGUUGAAAACCAGUGUGAAGCAAAUCAUUGCUAAUGCAUAUAUUACAUACAGUACAAUUUAAGUCAAGCAAGUGUUUGUAAUUAAACAAGUGUAGCGUGCAAAAUUGUACGUUUAUAACAAUUGUAUUGACCUUAAAAUAAAAUAAAAUAAUAUUUGGUGCGUCUUCGACAUCAAAUUUUCAUAAAUUAAACGUCCAUUCUGGUUAGACGGACGCAAAUGUGUAUGGCUAUUGUGCUGGCUAGACCUGUUCCUACAUCUAUGGAGUUUCACCUAGACAGUGCAGAAUACUGCCAGGCACAGCACAAAUAAAAAGGGAACAAAUUUACGGAACAGCGAAAGAAACGUAAAAAGGACGAGAGUUGGAUCUUCUUGGCAGCGUGUCCAGUUGGGAGACAGUUAGACCGGAGAAAGCAGGGAUAGCGCGGGACGAGAAAGCAAAAGAGUUAUUGCGUAGAGAAAAACUAAGGAAUUUUGAAACAAAAAUCAAAACUUCUAACGACUUUCUAAUUGGAUUUUAAAGAAAGUGUUGCAAGGAGAGUUCGAAAUAGAGAUAGAAGGAUAACUACAAAAAGCGCGCAUAUCAAAAGAAUUGGUAUAUUUAUAUUUGAUUCUAGCUACAAAAACAAAACAAAAAACACAUAAGCAACGGGAAGUAAGGAAGGCUUAACCAGCUACGAAUUAUUGCAAAAUUAAAUUUUUCAAAAAAGUUAAAGAGGAAUUAAAAAAACAAACAACAGGGAUUUCAAGCAGUAGAAAAGCAAAAGCAGGUUUUGUGCAAACAGAGCAAAACAAAAAUCAAAGCAAAAGCUGCAGAAAAUACUAUUUUUGAAAAACUUUUUUCUAAUUACUUUUUUGUGAUAAUUUUUAAGAUAAAAAACGCAAAAAAUAUAACUACAACUAACAAAACUUAUUAACUUUCAACGGCAAAAUAGAAAAUAUUGUACUUAAUUUUAAAUUUAUGCGCUAAUUACAAAACGAUUUCCGUAUAUAAGCUUCAAUUUGCACAUUAAAAAGUCUUAAAUUAUAUUUAUACAAAAUAUUUACACAACAACAAGGAAAUUAACAUAAAAGUGCUGAAAAGCUAAAGUGUUAAUAACACAACUUCCCAUAUUUGAAAGUGAAAGAGCAAAAACAAAACAAAAAACGAGGCAAAAUUAAAACUCAAAUUCAAUUUCGAGACUAAAGUACUGCAGUUUCAAACAACAAAAAAUAAAUCUGUAAAAUUUCAAAGCAGCAGCAGGCGAUCAAAUUCUAAAGCGAAAUCACUUAUAAAGCAGCAAAGUAAAGAACGAGAAGCAUACACAAAACAACCAAACACCUCAGCGUUUUAAAGCAAAAGACACACCACACAGCCGAAGAGCAGAACAAAGCACAGUGUGCGGCGCGGCGCGGAGCAGAGCGUAGAACGCGCGUCACUAACGUACUUCUUCUUCUAGUAUAUUCAAUUGGUUUCUAAAAACCGAAAUCUCAACUGUCCUGUGCGCAACUAUCUUCAACAAAACAAAACAAAAAAAAGCACACACACAUACACAUAAUUGUAUAUUUUUUAAAUAAAUAAAUUUUGUUCUUAAACAAACGUAAGCUAAUGAGCAACAUGCGUCAAAAGGAUUUGCGCCCAGCACCUGCUCUUAUUGAGUUUAAGGGCAUGAAGUUCCUAAUCACCGAUCGGCCAUCAGAUGUAACCAUCCAUCAUUAUAUAACGGAGCUUAAGAAGAACAACGUUAGCACAGUGGUGCGCGUAUGUGAGCCCAGUUAUAAUACCGAUGAGCUAGAGGCUCAGGGCAUCACAGUUAAGGAUUUGGCAUUCGAGGAUGGCACUUUUCCGCCACCACAAGUUGUUGAUGAAUGGUUCGAGAUAUUGAAGCAAAAGUUUAGCAAUAACCACACAACAGCCCCCUCUUCAAGUACUACUCCUUCGACGCUUAGAUCCGCAUCGGUUUCAUUUUAUAGGAAUAAAAGGUUUUCACUUAAAAACAAACAUAGGAAUGAUUAUGAGAAUUUAGAUAAUUGUAAUGCCAUGAACCACAACGCCAACGAUGAUGAUGAUAUUGAUAUGGCAACAGGCGAUACAAAUGCCAAUAAUGCUAAUAAUGAUGAAUGUGAUAAUAAUGAUAAUGAAAAUACCACUUGUAGGUAUCAACAAAAUCCGGAAGCUUGCGUUGCUGUACACUGUGUUGCUGGUUUGGGACGCGCCCCUGUUUUGGUCGCAUUGGCGUUGAUUGAAUUGGGACUCAAGUAUGAGGCAGCUGUAGAGAUGAUAAGAGAUAAACGACGAGGCGCCAUUAAUGCCAAACAAUUGUCAUUCUUGGAACGGUAUAAGCCCAAGGCUAGGCUAAAGCACAAAAAUGGCCACAAGAAUUCAUGUUGCGUGCAAUAGAUUUUCCAAAACCAUAUAAAUUCCCACCAGAUGAAAAGUGUUCAUUUUUAAAGAAGAAAAUAAAAACAAAAACAAAUGUUAAAACCAACAAAUGUGAAAAUAUACUACAUAAAGGAAAGUAACAGCAGCAAAACAGCAACAACAACAAACCGCAUCAACAGCAACCAACAGAAACAGUAACAGCAACAACGCAAUAUAGCAACAAAUCAGCAAUAAAUAAAAUCCAUUUAAAAUGGCAGUAAGCAGCAAAUUUUUGUAUGUAUGUAUGUAUGUAUGUAUGUGCACCAGAAAGCAAACAAGCAGGCAAGCAACAAUAGCAGCAACGACGAUGAUGAGGAAAACAAACAAACAGAAAAACAAUGCGCUGCAAGGCUCCACUUGGCAGGACUAGGGGGGGAUUACCAGCACGUGCAGGGAGCGCAAACACACAACCAGUUACAAAACAAUCAAGCACGAAAAAAAUAUGAAUUCUGCGCCGCAAAAGCAGCAGCACAGGCAAUCAACAAAAAAAUAAAGAAUACCAGCUUUGAAUUUGCAGCAUACCAACAGGCGUGCAAGCACCGCCAAAGCAAAUGAAGCGCGCACAGUUAACUUGUGCCGCCUAUUACAAUUUCCCUCUUCACCAUCUACAACGCUGUAAUUGGAUUGACUAAACUUUUCGCUUGGUGCUUGGCGCUUUUCGUUUCUUCUUCUCUUUCUCCAUCAGCUACAACUCGCUGUAAGGAGCAUGUCCGCGAGUGAAUCGCGUGCGUACAUGCACAUAUCCAGUCAGUUAGUCAGUCAGCUAAACACCAAACACUUUUCUACAUCAACUUUCACAACAACAACAACAACAACAACAACGGAGCAGAAAUAACAACUGCAACAAGUCAAAUAUACUGACAA